CCUCACCACCUCACUUACACUAUAAGUAUUCUUCAAAUCUCCACCUGUCCAUAACACUAACAAAAGGAAUAGUUGGUGCAAAUUGCUGCUACAUAGCGCUCUAGCUUUUGUUCUCUCUUUUUCACCGUUUGGAUACUUUUAGUUUUGCUUUAUUUGCUUAUUGCUUUUUCAAUCAAGAUUUACGAGGAAGCUUUUGUAAGCAGAAUCCAUCAAUGGAGGAAACUCAUAUGAUUGACAGCGAGACAUUCGCAUUCCAGGCUGAGAUCAAUCAGCUUCUCAGCCUCAUCAUCAACACCUUCUACAGCAACAAAGAAAUCUUCCUUCGUGAGCUCAUUAGCAAUUCCUCUGAUGCACUGGACAAAAUCAGGUUUGAGAGCUUGACUGAUAAGAGCAAGCUUGAUACUCAGCCUGAGCUUUUUAUCAAGAUAGCCCCUGACAAGGUCAACAAGACCCUAUCAAUCAUUGACAGUGGUGUCGGUAUGACCAAAGCAGAUUUGGUGAACAAUUUGGGGACUAUAGCAAGGUCUGGAACUAAGGAGUUUAUGGAGGCCCUGCAGGCUGGGGCUGAUGUGAGCAUGAUUGGUCAGUUCGGUGUUGGUUUCUAUUCUUCUUAUCUGGUUGCUGAGAAAGUUAUUGUCACAACCAAGCACAAUGAUGAUGACCAGUAUGUUUGGGAGUCUCAGGCUGGUGGUUCUUUCACUGUCACCAAGGAUGUCAAUGGAGAGCCAUUGGGCAGAGGAACCAAGAUUACCCUAUUCCUCAAGGAAGACCAGUUGGAGUUCUUGGAGGAGAGGAGACUGAAGGACCUUGUGAAGAAGCAUUCUGAAUUUAUCAGCUACCCCAUUUAUCUCUGGACUGAGAAAACCAUUGAGAAGGAGAUCAGCGACGAUGAGGAUGAGGAAGCUAAGAAGGAAGAGGAGGGUGACGUUCAGGAUGUUGACGAGGACAAAGAAAAGAAGCCCAAGAAGAAGAAGGUCAAGGAGGUGACUCAUGAGUGGGAACUCAUCAACAGGCAGAAACCAAUUUGGUUGAGAAAGCCCGAGGAGAUCUCAAAGGAGGAGUAUUCAUCUUUCUACAAGAGCCUUACCAAUGACUGGGAGGAUCCACUUGCAUGGAAGCACUUCUCUGUUGAAGGGCAGCUGGAAUUUAAGGCCAUCCUUUUCGUUCCAAAGCGAGCUCCAUUUGAUCUUUUUGAUACCAGGAAAAAGAUGAACAACAUCAAGCUCUAUGUCCGCAGGGUGUUUAUCACGGACAAUUAUGAGGAACUGAUCCCUGAGUAUCUUGGAUUCGUGAAGGGUGUUGUGGAUUCGGAUGAUCUCCCGCUCAAUAUCUCUCGUGAAAUGCUACAGCAGAACAAGAUUCUCAAGGUGAUCAGGAAGAAUUUGGUUAAGAAGUGCAUUGAGCUGUUCAAUGAGAUCGCCGAAAACAAAGAGGACUAUGCCAAAUUCUAUGAGGCUUUUGCUAAGAAUAUUAAGCUGGGCAUUCAUGAAGAUAGCCAGAAUAGGGCAAAGUUAGCUGAUCUUCUCAGGUACUAUUCAACCAAGAGUGGUGACGAAAUGACCAGCUUGAAGGACUAUGUUACAAGGAUGAAAGAGGGCCAGAAGGGCAUCUACUACAUAAGUGGUGAAAGCAAGAAAGCAGUUGAGAAUUCUCCAUUUCUGGAAAGGCUCAAGAAGAAAGAUUAUGAAGUGCUCUUCAUGGUUGAUGCCAUAGAUGAAUAUGCUGUGGGGCAACUGAAAGAAUAUGAUGGGAAGAAACUCGUAUCUGCAACCAAGGAAGGGCUUAAGCUGGAUGAGGAGUCCGAGGAGGAGCAGAAGAAAAAGGAGGAAAAGAGGAAAUCAUUUGAGAACUUGUGCAAGACCAUGAAAGACAUUCUAGGAGAUAGGGUGGAGAAGGUGGUGGUAUCCGAGAGAAUUGUAAACUCCCCUUGUUGCUUGGUGACUGGCGAAUAUGGUUGGACAGCCAACAUGGAAAGAAUCAUGAAAGCUCAAGCCUUGAGGGACACCAGUAUGAGCGCUUACAUGUCCAGCAAGAAGACAAUGGAAAUCAAUCCUGACAAUGGAAUCAUAGAGGAGCUCAGGAAGAGGGCUGAAGUUGAUAAGAAUGAUAAGUCUGUAAAGGACCUGGUCCUCCUCCUCUACGAGACUGCCCUACUGACUUCUGGUUUUAGCCUAGAUGAUCCGAACACCUUUGCCUCAAGAAUUCACAGGAUGCUGAAACUGGGUCUGAGCAUUGAAGAUGAGACGGGAGACGAUGAUGCAGAUAUGCCACCACUGGAGGAGGCUGGGAAUGAGGAGAGCAAGAUGGAGGAAGUUGACUGAGAAGAGAGAGGCACAGUAAAGGCAGCAUUGAAUGUCUACACGGUCACUUUAUAAACUUUUCUGGUAUUAAGGAGUGUAGUAUGUUAUUUGCCUUGGUUCUGGUUUGUAGCUUUUUCAGGUGGUGUUUUCUAAUACCGAAAGAAAAUAUCAGUGACAUAUGAGGUCAGAUCUUGUAUAAAAGUUUUCUGAUAUUAAGGAGUGCAAUAGAUUAGAUA
Messenger RNA from Ziziphus jujuba (common jujube), 2536 nucleotides. Its product is annotated as heat shock protein 83. Bases 213 to 2321 code for a protein of 702 amino acids. The transcript has 4 exons. Lineage: Eukaryota; Viridiplantae; Streptophyta; Magnoliopsida; Rosales; Rhamnaceae. The record is from RefSeq and is a predicted model, not a curated record. Gene Ontology annotation, cellular component: perinuclear region of cytoplasm; cytosol; protein-containing complex. Gene Ontology annotation, biological process: protein folding; cellular response to heat; protein stabilization. Gene Ontology annotation, molecular function: ATP hydrolysis activity; ATP binding; ATP-dependent protein folding chaperone.